CGCAGCCACCGCCUGCCACCCGUGACCGUAUAUGGGAAUGGCAAAGGGGGCGACGCAGCAAUAGGAAAGGGGCGGGUAGGGAGUUGGUGGGAGCCCCCUCCCUAACCGGCCUGGAUGGGCACGCUGCGGCCCCAGCUCCUCUAACCAGCGUCCUUGGCGGUUGCUGCAGCUUGGGGUGGGGGCGGGGCAGGGCCAGGGAAGGCCAGGCUUGGGUUUUGGGGGAACUUUGGGAAGGGUGUGUGUGGGUGGCCCUGCAGCUGCCCGGAGAACUUGGGGCUGUGCCUGGUUCCCCAGGGGCCCCUCCUGUUGCAACCUGGGAGCCCCACCCCCGGAGCCUAGGUGUUGCUGUCUGCAGCCACUGGCCGCUUGGCACCAGCACCUCGCGGUGAAGCUCUGAGGGAGCUGGCAUUGUGAAACCGCCUGGACGUCAUGGAACUGAACUUAACCUGUUGGCGGCUGGAGAAAAGUUGACAUGGCCUUCAAAGUGCACCCACACACCCCAGGGAAUUGAAGCUUGGUCAGGAGUAGAUUCCAUAGGGUGCUGGGUUGCCCCCCACCCUGACCCCAGUGGGCUGUUGGGCAGGGCAGGGCCACCCACCCUCAAGGCAAGGGCGCUUGACCCAAGAGCCUAGGGUGGGCGCUGCCCGGUGGCGGAGGGUGGCUGCUUCUGGGGACUCACCCUCGUGCGCACGGUUGCUUGUCACGCCGCAGCUGCUGCAGCUGGGUUCCUUGCCGGUGGCUGUGGUUCUCUGUUUCGGAGAGGGUAGAAGGGGGAAGGGCGAGGAGGGGAGGAGCAGCCGGGGCCCUUGGAGCUCGGCCACCCCGCUGCCUUCCAUCUCUCCUCCCCCUUUUAUUUUGCACUAUUUCCUGUGGCGCGUUUGGCGCUAAAACUGUAAACUGUAGACCCUCUGAGCUAGCCACCGGCCCGGCAGGGAAGUUGCCCUCCUGCAGUGCAGGGGGGCCCAGAGCCGGGAUCCUGCCCCAUUCCACCUGGGAGUUCACCACCCUGUAACCAUGUCAGCAGCUGAUGCCACGUUGCAUAAUGGGCCCCUGAAGAAUUAAAACACAGGCUGUUGCAAUGCCACGCAACUUCAGCGUCAGGCCCUGGCCCCCACCCUGGGGCAUGUCAGAACUCCCCAGGGGAACGGCAGGAGCAGCUGAUGGGAUAUCGGAAGAGAGGGCCGAAGCCCAAACCGCUGGUGGUGCAGGUGCCUACCUUUGCCCGUCGUUCCAAUGUCCUGACCGGACUCCAGGACUCCUCCACUGACAACCGUGCCAAGCUGGAUCUGGGCGCGCAGGGGAAGGGCCAGGGGCAUCAGUACGAGCUCAACAGCAAGAAGCACCACCAGUACCAGCCACACAGCAAGGAGCGGGCGGGCAAGCCCCCGCCGCCGGGCAAGAGCGGCAAGUACUACUACCAGCUCAACAGCAAGAAGCACCACCCCUACCAGCCCGACCCCAAAAUGUACGACCUGCAGUACCAGGGCGGCCACAAGGAGGCGCCCAGCCCCACCUGCCCGGACCUGGGGGCCAAGAGCCACCCGCCCGACAAGUGGGCGCAAGGCGCGGGGGCCAAGGGCUACCUGGGGGCGGUGAAGCCCCUGGCCGGUGCGGCGGGUGCUCCAGGCAAAGGCUCCGAGAAGGGCCCACCCAACGGAAUGAUGCCGGCCCCCAAAGAGGCUGUGACGGGCAACGGGAUCGGGGGCAAGAUGAAGAUAGUCAAGAACAAGAACAAGAACGGACGCAUCGUGAUCGUGAUGAGCAAAUACAUGGAGAACGGCAUGCAGGCAGUGAAGAUCAAGUCCGGCGAGGUGGCCGAGGGGGAGGCUCGCUCCCCCAGCCACAAGAAGCGGGCGGCCGAAGAGCGCCACCCGCCUGCCGACAGGACCUUUAAAAAGGCGGCAGGCGCAGAGGAGAAGAAGGUGGAGGCGCCGCCCAAGAGGAGGGAGGAGGAGGUGUCCGGGGUUAGCGAUCCGCAGCCCCAGGAUGCCGGCUCCCGCAAGCUGUCCCCGACCAAGGAGGCCUUUGGAGAGCAGCCCCUGCAGCUCACCACCAAGCCCGACCUGCUGGCCUGGGACCCGGCCCGGAGCACGCAUCCGCCCUCCCACCACCCGCACCCGCACCCCCAUCACCACCACCACCACCACCACCACCACCACACCGUCGGCCUGAACCUCUCCCACGUGCGCAAGCGCUGCCUCUCUGAGACCCACGGUGAGCGCGAGCCCUGCAAGAAGCGGCUGACUGCGCGCAGCAUCAGCACCCCCACCUGCCUGGGGGGCAGCCCAGCCGCCGAGCGCCCAACCGACCUGCCACCAACCGCCGCCCUCCCGCAGCCCGAGGUCAUCCUGCUGGACUCGGACCUGGAUGAGCCCAUAGACUUGCGCUGCGUCAAGACGCGCAGCGCGGCCGGGGAGCCGCCCAGCUCCCUCCAGGUGAAGCCCGAGACACCCGCGUCAGCGGCGGUGGCGGCCGUGGCGGUGGCAGCGGCGCCCACCACGGCGGCGGAGAAGCCUCCAGCCGAGGCCCAGGACGAACCUGCAGAGUCGCUGAGCGAGUUCAAGCCCUUCUUUGGGAAUAUAAUUAUCACCGACGUCACCGCGAACUGCCUCACCGUUACUUUCAAGGAGUACGUGACCGUGUAGCUGGAGGGCGUCGGAAGGGGAAGCGCCAUUCCCGCGGGGGGGCGGGGGGCUGAGCACCUGGGGCCUCGGGGCGGACUCCCCUCUCGCCAACCCGCCAACCUCGAGAGACCCGGGCUGGCCCCCAGGGUGAGGACGCCCGGAGCGGAGGUAACCAUGUUCUCCCUGCGGCGGCUGUCAGACUCGGGCAGAGGCCCGUUCCACGCGGUGCCGGCGGGGCUCGCCCUCUCCUGCGCUUCCCUGCUGGAGAUGGACCCCCGGAACUAACAGGGCAGCUCUGCGCCCGGCCUCAGAGUUCUAGUAUUAUAUUUUAACCGUGCUAACUUGUCAAGUGCUGACUCUACUCCCGUUUGUACGUGGUGUUAUUAUUGAAAUGUAUUGUUUGAGCUCAAAAGGCCCGACCACCCCUCUUGGGCUGCUAUAUAUAUAUUUAUUUGUAGGUAUUUAUAUAUUGAAAUAUAAAAACCUAGAUUUAUGGAGUUUCCUCUAGAUCAUGUUAUAUUCUAUAUCAAACAAACUAUUUUCUUUUGACCUUUUUUCCCUCCAUCCAGUAUUUCGGUUGACUUCAUUUUCUCCCCUCUUCCCGUUCCAGGAACUGCAAUACCAGUAACCUUGGUAUAUAUUUUUUGAUACUGUACACAUGGAUGUGUUGUUUCUAUGUGCAAAAAAAAAAAGUUUGUUAAAAGGCUACACGAGCUCUCUAGAAACUGCUGCUACUAGAAAUGUCUAAACUAUAAGCUUCCAACUAUUACCUGCUUGAAUGUAAAUAUUAAAUGGAGAUGUUGAAGGUGCA
This is a messenger RNA of Rhinopithecus roxellana (golden snub-nosed monkey), 3435 nucleotides long. It is a transcript of the gene CBX4, whose product is annotated as chromobox 4. The transcript has 3 exons. Bases 1161 to 2645 code for a protein of 494 amino acids. Gene Ontology annotation, biological process: negative regulation of DNA-templated transcription. Lineage: Eukaryota; Metazoa; Chordata; Mammalia; Primates; Cercopithecidae. The record is from RefSeq and is a predicted model, not a curated record.